CCAAAAUGAGUUUCCGAAGUUGAGAGCGCUCCUCCUGGUUUGAGUUUGGCGCUAUAAAGACACUCAACCAUGAUAAUAUCAUUAGUUCUAAUGGGGAAGUCUCGCUUUCACUGGCUCUGCUUCCCUUGUCUAAGAUUGACCGGCAGCUUUCGGAGAUGCCCUCUUUCCAAAAGGACUUUGAUCAUUGGGAUUAUUUGUGUUAUCUAUUUGUUUUUUGUAGUCUCGGAGUUUGGGCUCUCGCAGCAAAACCAGGAGAGAAGGACUGACAAAGACAAGUACCGACACACCCGUGGAUUGUACAACUUAGAAACUGGUGAUGCGCUGCCAGACUCUGUCCCAACACGGUCUAACGUAGUGUACAUAACGCUGAAGACUAAGCGGCUGAAACCGGCAAAUAUCCGGGGUACAAUCAGACCAAAACUGAGGAGAAAAGUAAGGAGGAAUAACACGGCUGGUUCAGCUUUUACGCAGAACAAACUUUCCACUUUGGAGCAGGACGCGGGACAAAUUAAGAGCAACUUUGAACGCAACACUUCCUGGGGAGAAACUCGGGAUGUUGAUUAUAAAUCUUUGGAUUUAAUAAACGAUUUUAACUUUGCUGACUCUCAUAUUAGUUCUAUCCGGAUUUACAGCCAGAGGGCACCGCCAUGGCUCAGCCCGCAGGACGUGAAAGCCAUGCGCUUUCUCGCGGAUGCCAAAGUUUUGCGCAUCAAAGAAGUUUCCCACGGAGACUCUCCGUCACUUCUGAUAUUUCAGGGGGAAGCUAGUGGUUCAGUAUCCGACCAACAACUCGCAGACAGAGUCGGUGUGUGUGGAGGGCAGUGUGGUGUGAUCAACAGCCCCGUGGACAACACGGAGGUCUUCGCUUUCCACCUGGACAGGGUGCUGGGGCUCAACAGGACGCUGCCGGCUGUGAGCAGAAAGUUCAGCUUCCUACACGACGGCCAGCCCUGUCCAGUGGUGUCAUGGGAUGCAUCUCUCUACCCAGAAGGCCUUGCUGCAGGCUCAUCCACCCUGAGGUUAACGUGGGGGGAGUACCAGAGCUCCCUGAAACAGAGGUGCUGGCAUAAAAACAUCAGCCCGAAGCCCGACUCUGGCUGCUCCACCGCUCAUCACUACGAGUGGAGUAAACUGGCUCUGUUUGACUUCUUAUUACAGAUUCACCACCGCCUGGAUCAGAGCUGCUGUGGGUUCAGGCCGCGGCACGAGGAUUUGUGUGUCGAACUCGGACGCCAUGCUGAAUGUGUCGACCAGAACAACAUACCACUGGCGAACAUCGUCCACAGAGGUCAUGAUCCCAGACACCUGGUCUUCACCAACAAUAAGGGAUUCUUCGACCGGAACGAGGACAACCUGGACUUCAGGCUUCUGCAGGGAAUCAAAGAGCUUCCUGAGCAGGCUGUGUCAGUGCUGAGGAGCAGGAAGCUGAGGGAGAAGCUCCUCCAGUCCCUGUUCCUGGACCAGACGUACUGGGAGAGCCAAGGCGGCCGGCAGGGCAUUGACAAACUGAUCGACGUCAUCGAGAGGCGGGUCAGGGUGCUCCUCACCUACAUCAACGCUCACGGCAUCAAAGUCAUCACCAUGAAUGCAUGACACUGACAUUAAAUUACUGAGAGAUGAAGUAAAUCACCUUUUUGACCCCUGUGAAUUCACUGUGGAAACACUCACACUUUCUACAGGAAGCUGAAGCUAAUAUAGUUCACUGUAAUUCAGUAUGUGUUUCUUAAAUAUAGACUUUCAGUACUGUGCAAAAGCCUAAGGCCACCGUUAGUUUUGUUAUUUUUGCAUUUUUUACUGCAAGUCAUCAUGCCAUUCCUUUUGCAAAGUGCCUGACUGGACACGUUUUUAUUUUUCAGCAUGAUAACGAUCCUCAGCUCACUUUUUAAAUUUUUUUUAUUGUGAUAAGGUGAACAAACACAAAACAAAAAUGCACACAUAGACGUGACAAUUAAAGCGACGGCAAAUAAACAAAAACAGGCAAAACAGAAAUAAACAAAACAAAAUCGAAAUACGCAAAACAUUAGCAAAGACAAAUACAAUUAAAGUAGAUAUAAUAAAAGUCAAGUAGUAAGUUGAAGUAGUGUAUAAGAAAUGUGUGAAUGUGUGUGUGGCAGUGUGAUGCAUUAAAGUGAGUGGCUGAGUGGGAAGUAGCAAGAAAAAUAAACAGAAACAAAAUUGAAGAUAAUUGAGAGGAAAAGAUAUAUAUGUGUCAACAUUAAUGGAAAGAAGAACAUUUUAGAUAUAUUUAUAUAUAUAUAAAAGUAAUAAAAUAAAAUGUUUGGUGUUAAAGUGGCCAUCAUAAAAAGAUGGAGGAAAAGAAGAAGAGAACAGGGAGAAAAAAAAUACUCCUCAGCUCACUUCUAAUGCAAUAAAAUAAUUAUUGGGGAGGAAAAACCUGCUGACUAGACUCUGAAAGUCAUUUACUGUGGGGGCUGCAUGGUGGUGCGGUGGUUAGCGCUGUCGCUUCACAGCGGGGAGGUUUCAGGUUAGAAUCCCUGUCAGACAGGAGCGUGGAUUCUCUCUGGGUUCUCUGUCUUCCUUCCACAGUCCAGAGACAUGCUCGUUAGGUUCAUUAAUUACUCUAUAUAGCCCGUAGGUGUGAAUGAGUGUGGCUGGUUGUCUGUCUCUAUAUGUCAGCCCUGUGGUUGACUGGGAUCUUCUCCAGCUCCCCGUGACCCCGAACGGGAAAAGUAAAGUAGAUAAUGGAUGGAUGGAAGUCAUGAACUGGCUCCACAGAGACCAGACCUGAAUAUCACAGAGGCAUUAUGGGAUCACUUGGAGAGGGAAAGGAAGCUUUAAUCUAAAUAAGAAUCUGGGAAGUGCUGAAAGAAGCCUGAUGUAAUAUACCAGAAGAUUACUAAAGCCAACUUCAUGAAAGUGCACCCAAAAGAGUUCAAGAUGUGCUAGGUGCAAAGUGUAACACUGAAUACGGCCUUUUAUCAUCAGGAGCUGUUUGCUUUUCUAAAAGUUGUGUUUUGUUUCCUGCAUUUCCUGCUUGUAUCUUCAUAAAGAGAGACUGAGUAAUACAUCUGGAUGGUCAUUAUAACUGUGCAAAAACAACAGUGGUGGCAUAAGACUUUUGCACAGUAAUGUACAUCACAAGAGCACGAGAGCAUGCUGUCAAGGACGGUGAUAUUUCACAGGGAACAAAUGGAGAAAUGAAGAUAGGUCUGUCAUAAUUUAUUGUUUUAACAAGAUAAUUACAAUAAGCCUAAUGAAGGAGAUAUUAUCAGUUUCUCUCUAUUAUUUAAAAAUAGUUAAAUGUGUUCAAACACAGCAUUCAGGUCAUUUGAGGAGAAACAUUCAAAUCUGUUGUUUUCUAUGAUAAGAAGUGAGGCAUGUGACAUUUGACUUUCACGUCUUCAUUUCUUUUUCCCCCCCGAGGCGAUUGCACUGCCAUCAGUAUGUACAUAUUAUGUUUCUGUUAUAACUUUCUCUCCUCCUGAGGCCUUAGGUCAAGUGUCAUUUACAUCGUGUAAGAAUGGAAUGCACUAAAUAUAAGUUAUUUUUUAUUUCCGCUCCUCUAAUAAAAGAUAGAAAUUCAGAUGUGAAGGGAAAGCCUAAGAGAAGAGAUAUUAGUCUUCAUCAUGGGUAAAAAACAGUCAAAGCUAGCCGGAGAGCUCGGGAGCGCCAAUAGCCUAGCUAUAGGUUAUGUAGCGCGCCCUAUGUGCAAAGCUAUAGUCCUAGUCACAGCGGCUGAGGAUUCAAUAUUGACCACGAUGCUUUAAUGCAGGUCAUCCCCCGCGCUCUCCUCCCAACGGUUCCUGUCUCUCUUCAGCUGUCCUUUCCAAUUAAAGGCAAAAAGGACCAAUAAAUAACUUAGGGGAUUAAAUCUUAUGAGAAGAGGUAAACUGUUCCACAGUAUUGGCAACAGAAAAAGCUCCACCGCCCUGGUUUUGAGCCUCAUCUUUGGCACCUCCAGGAGGUCUUAGCAACGCUAUUAAAGGUCACAUAUUUUUCAAAAUCCUCUUCCCCAUGUUUCUCUAACACUAAUAUGUGUCCCUAGUCUGUCUACAAACCCCACAAUCAUGAGAAAAGUCCAUCCUCUCCGUCUUUAGCCUGCUCCACUUUUCAGAAAAUGUGUGCUCAAACAGGCCGUUUGGAGAUGUUCCCUUCAUGACAUCACAAAGGGCAGUAGCCCCUCCCCCAGGUGGGUGACACUCCCACAGCUAGGUGUUUGUUCUGUCCUCUGAGUCUGCCUUCUCACCGUAAACAAUAGGACAUGGAGCGAGAAAGCCAGAGAACACCCAAUCCCUUCCAGAGAGGGGGCGUGGUCAGACACAGCUCAUUUACAUAUUUAAAGGUACAGACACAGAAACAGCCUGUUCUGAGCAGGGCUGAAAUAGAGUGGUUUAUAGACAUGAUCAAAUACAGGAUCCGAGUGGAUUUAGAACAAGAAACUUUACAGACAUUUUUUGAGGAGCUCUGAGACUUUUGGAAACUUGUUGAAGAGGAGGAGAAUAUGUGACCACAAUUUACACUGAAAGAAAAAUAUUUGGAAGGUUAUUUUGUCUUGUGUAAAGUCUUAAAAUAUAUAUAUGUACAUGUGUGUGUUUUUUUAAUUUGUAAAACUCCAAAGAAGAUUUAAAAAACUUAAAUCAUUAAUUAUUAACAUUUAAUAUGAGGACACAUGUAAAGAAUGAACCAAGCAAAGUGACUGUACGAUGUGAACUGAAGCUACAUGACGUUAUUCUCUUUAUUAGCCGUUACUGUUUCUGCUUUGUUUAUUUAUUUUCGUACUUUCUUUUUUUAAACUGUUUUGUUUGUGUGUUGGAGGAGAUGGCAAUAAAAUGAUUCAUUUGUGAA
Labrus mixtus (cuckoo wrasse) is the source of this 4806-nucleotide messenger RNA. RefSeq names its product golgi associated kinase 1B (gene gask1b). NCBI's taxonomy places the organism in Eukaryota, Metazoa, Chordata, Actinopteri, Labriformes, Labridae. The coding region runs from base 70 to 1593 and encodes 507 amino acids. The transcript has 4 exons. Gene Ontology annotation, cellular component: Golgi apparatus. The record is from RefSeq and is a predicted model, not a curated record.